UUACCCUCGCAUCCAUAUUAACAACACAAACCAAUAUUUCAAACAAGAAGAUAUAUGGACAGCUCUACUGGGUUCAUGACAGUCUUUGCCGUCUCCGGAAGCGUGGUGCUCCUUGUGGCUCAGUUGCACAAACGUCUCCUCUCCUAUCACAUGGAGAAGCUUGAACUUCAACUUGAUAUGAAGAAUAAGGAGAAGAAGAAGAAAAAGAAAAAGGUGAGUUUUGCAGAGGACGUGAUGGAGCCGUCAGGGAACAACGUAGAGUAUCGCCGGAAAAAUCGGAAAUCAAAAUUGGAGGAUGGAAGAAGAAGAAUCCAACGAACGAGUCAAGUUUUGUAACAUAGUCAACUUUCA
Molecule: messenger RNA, 351 nt
Organism: Brassica oleracea var. oleracea
Lineage: Eukaryota; Viridiplantae; Streptophyta; Magnoliopsida; Brassicales; Brassicaceae
Exons: 2
Coding region: 55-336 (93 amino acids)
Source: RefSeq, a predicted model, not a curated record